GGUGAAAAUGGAACAAGGAUACUUCAUUAGGGGUGAUGUUUUGGAAACGUACGGAAAAUGUGCGAGUUCCUUCCUCAUUGAAUUAUAAUUGAAAUCUACGCGAUGACACCAAAGACUGAUGAUUGUGACUGUCACCUGUUGAUUGAGUGAUUCUAUGGAUGGAACCUCAAAGAUCUUACACACAGGGUAUGGAAGGCAAGCUGAAGUACCUGUCCAUCUUAUCUUCUGGCAUGGAGGCAAUGCUUGCCAGCGGUCAGCACUCGGACGUGACAGUGGAGGUCGGAGAUCGACGCUUCCUGUGCCACAAAGUUGUCCUGGGUGCUGUCUCACCUUACUUUGAGGCGAUGUUUUCACAUGACAUGCGUGAGAACUUGGACAACCUAGUGACACUACACGACAUAGACCAGGACAUAUUCGACAGUGUCGUGCAGUACAUCUACACCGGUAAGAAUGUUGUGUGUGAACUUAACGUUGAAAAAGUUUUCCAAGCAGCAUCUCUGAUGCAAAUUCCAUGUUUACAAGAGCGCUGUGAAGAGUUCCUCCUGGCCCAAGCAUCAUAUGAAAAUUGUAUAGGAAUAUGGAAGAUUGCUAAAGCGCACAACAGGAUGAAACUAGCAGACAAAGUGUGGACGACCAUUUUAGAAAACUUUCCGGUAAUAUCUACAACAGAGGACUUUCCCAGUCUGGAGGCAGAUGAACUUGUCAGUAUCAUCAACAGUGAUGAUCUGAAUUCACCUAGUGAAGAGUUUGUGUGUGACGUGGCUAUGCAGUGGAUUGGCCAUAGCCAGGAAGUGAGACAGGAGAAGCUGCAUGAGAUUUUGGGGAGUCUGCAUCUCCCUUUGGUCUCCAGCGACUACCUGUUCAACCUCAUGGACAAAAAUCCCUACAUCAAGACCGAUCCCAGGUGUAUGCGAUCCCUGUUGGAGGCACUCAAAUACCACUCCUGUUCCUCUCGUCGCCAAGACUUCACAUCAUCCCAGGCAUGCUGUCGACAAAACGGGACAAAGGAUGACGUGUUAGUGGUGAUAGGAGGACUCCUGUCAACAACACCACGCUACCAAACCACCAAGGAAGUUCUGUGCUUCAGUUUUCAACAGCACCGAUGGUUCUAUCUCCCCUCGCUCCCAUAUGACCCUGGUUAUGAGUUUGCUACCUGUACUCAUGGAGACAGCUUAUUUAUAUCUGGGGGAUGGCUAAAACUCCAGGGAAUGGCAGAGUACAAGACUCACAAGAAUCAAUGGGAAGUGUGUGCAUCGCUCAUUAAUGGGCGCUGCGGCCAUGUCAUGGUGGCAGUCCAGGAUUCCAUCUUUGUUAUUGGGGGUCGUGAUGGACGCGCUCCAGCAAUAACAAGUAUUGAAGAGUUCAGUCUUAAGACAGAGAAGUGGACCAAUGCUGGUGAUUUAGUCCUGGGUGUUAGGUCCACCUCUGCCUCAGUCAUAGGGGAGAAGGUCUUUGUAUUUGGUGGCAUCACAGAGUCAGACAAGGAUUCCAACUCUGUCCAAUGCUUUGACUCCCGGAUGCGGACAUGUACCAUUAUUGGUGACUUGCCCUUUACUUGUAGGCUAACUCGGACUGUAUCCUUGGAUACAAAUGUCUAUGUAUUAGCACCGGAUGGACGAGUGCUCCAGUUCAAGGACCCAACACACCUGAAUAAUCUCUUUCAAGCAUCGUCACCCCGUGGCCGACUGGACUCCUCCAACUCAGAUGCAAGUAUUUCUGACUCAGAACCAAGCUCUCCUGGUAGCUCCCCUGAUAUCUCUGUCCAGACUCUUGGCAAACUCAGGUGUCGACUUCCAAACUUCAGCCAACAUCACUUUGAAGUCAUUCAGUACAGAGGCAAGAUCCUUCUAGUAGGCGGUAAGACGCCAGACAACAACAUCCUGAAGAAGGUCAAGGUGAUCGACCUGAGCAAGAAAACUCUGGAGAUUGAGGCCAUGGAAAAUCUGGAGAUGCCAUCAGCUCGCUGGUGUUUCGGGUGUGUGAAGACUGUGAUUCGUCGUGAUUAUCUCAACAAUGAGAUAUGUGUUUAGUUAUGUGCCACACUCGCCCCAGCAGCAUGCUUCAUUGUUUGGGACGAGGAUGUUUGUUCUUGUCUUUUUGUUCAAUUGUUAUGGUUCUCUGUAUAAACCCUACGUGUAUCUUCGUUUCAUUCAUGUGAAUGAGACUGCAGUGCAAUGAGAACUUAAUAUUAAGCAAUGAAGUUGUCAAUAUUUAAUAAAGUCUUAUUUAUUCUCUAGUAAUGUUCUAAUCAAUGCAUGAAACUUAUCUGGUCAUAUUUAAGAUUCUAUUUAUCAUAACUUAAAUGCUUUAUGUCAAUCUUUAACAGUUCAAAAUGUAAUUUUUCAUGUAAAUUUUUAACUCAUAAAUGCAGGGUAAUUGCACUGCCACAAUGCAUAUAUAUGUCACCCCUGUUUUCUCUGUGGUUACUUGAGAAUCUCAUCAAGUUGUUCAAUGUCUUGUGAGUUUCUAAGUAUACAUCAUUACAUGUAAUGUUGUAUAAUAAUAAAAAUGUUAAUGUAUAGGCUAAAUUUGCUGACUGUGGACAGAAAUUAUUGUUUGUAUUGUCUAACGUAAGCAUAAUUUAUUACCAUAGUAAUAAUAAGACUUAAUUUUGUAUGAAACUGGAGCUCUAAAAACACUAUACUUGUAUCAGGAUUUUGCUGUAAUGUUCACUUAUAAAUUGUAUUAAACCAUCUGAUGAUAUAGGAUGCAUUUUAGCUGAAGACCAAUGAUCAUUCGACAGAGCUUAAAGAAAUUAGGGAUAAUGACAGAUAGUUAUUGUCAUAAUUAUUUAAAUUAACAUUAUUGUGUUACAAGCUGGUAUACAUUUAUCCUAUAUAAGCUAGCUAGUCUAUAAAGCUGUGAUGUCAUCGCAUUAGUGUAAUAACCAUGAAUGGUGAUAAUAUAUAGAAAGCAUAUAUUUUAUAUAUGUCAUAUAUGGAAACAAAAUUAUGUCAGUUCUUCAAGUUUGUUUCAUGAUUAUCCAUAUUGUAAGUUUUUGUGUUGUCAACUUCAAAAUUUUCUGAAAUAGGUGCUGUUAGAUUUAUAAUUAAUUGUUAAGUCAGAUCUACAAUGAUACUGUUAUAGACACAAUACCCCCUGUAAUAUAUAUAUAAAUUGCUCUAGACACCAGCUGGUGUGGGAUUAUCUGACAGGUACAAGAGGCUAUGUAAAGUUAUAUUAUCUGACAAGCAGGAGGACUGCAAGUCUAGUGAUAGGACAUGUACACCGGGCUCGUGACCGAAGGGUUCGGGUUCGAGUCACAGCUCGGCAUUGUGUUGUAUCUUUGAGCAGG
Molecule: messenger RNA, 3295 nt
Organism: Mizuhopecten yessoensis (Yesso scallop)
Lineage: Eukaryota; Metazoa; Mollusca; Bivalvia; Pectinida; Pectinidae
Product: kelch-like protein 24
Exons: 3
Coding region: 159-2030 (623 amino acids)
Molecular function (GO): protein binding
Source: RefSeq, a predicted model, not a curated record